CUCAUAUCCAAAAUCCUAAAAACUGUUGAAAUGGGGAGUUCCAUGUCUGCUAUUAAGGACGGAAACUAUUAAUCAUUCAAACUUCAUGAACUAAACUACCAUUUUAACAAGUUGUAAAUUCCAGGGCAUUUCUAAUUUUCUUUCACACUCUUUCAAACUUCCAGUCCACUUCUUUCUUUUGGACUGAGUCAUACUCUGCCACUACUAUUUUGAGUAUUUUCCAAUAUCAAAUCACCAUAGUCAAAAUCCAUCAAAUGAAUCAUCACCCCCCUCUUCGUUGACUACCCUUUUCCCCUGUCUCCUCUCCGGAGUUCAGCCGCCCGCCACCCACAUAUUAGCCGUAAUUAUCCUCUCCUUGAUUCAUUCUCAGCUACCCCAAGAAAAAUCUUUUUAGUUAUCAAAUGGGUAACCAAUUUAGUAGAAAGAAGCAAAGACAGAGUUUAGAUAGUCAGACGCCAUUAGAGCAAGGAAGCAGUUCUAGUUCUGGUCAUAGUUACAGUAAUAAUGCUAGCAGUAAUGGGUCAUCGAAUUCAUCUGGUGAGGAUAAAGUGGUCACUCCUGAAUCUUAUCUGAACUCUUAUGAAGCCGCCUGCCAAGCCGAUCCGGAGCUCCGGUCUUUAGAUUCUGCUUUUCAAGCACGCACUAGCCGGGCCAUCAAUUCGAUUGCCGUAGGCCUUGAUGCGCGGGCCCUUUCGCUGGAUUCCCUCCGGGAAGUCACUGAGUGCUUAUUGGAGAUGAAUCAAGAUGUGGUCGGCGUCAUCCUUCAAUGUAAGAAAGACAUUUGGAAAGAUCCCGAAUUAUACGAUUUGGUCAAUGAUUACUUGGAGAAUAGCCUCCAAAGUUUGGAUUUUUGCACUGCCUUAGAGGCUUGCUUGAAGAGGGCCCUACAUAGCCAAUCCAUAAUUCUAUUAGCCCUUCAGAAUUUCGAGGAGGAACAUGCUAAUGGUCAAGGGUCUGGGUCGGAUAAUCCGUAUCCUAGAACUUUGCAGGAAUUGGCUAAUUUCAAGGCUGCAGGUGACCCUUUUACGGAGGAGUUCUUUUCUUUGUUUCAAGGUGUUUAUAAGCAGCAAGUUUUGAUGUUAGAGAAGUUGCAGAAGAAAAGGAGGAAACUUGACCGGAAAGUGAGUAGAAUGAAGACAUGGAGAAAAGUCUCCAAUGUCAUCUUUGUAGCUGCGUUUAUAUCGGUUUUGAUUUGUUCUGUGGUGGCUGCAGCCGUGACAGCACCACCAGUGGUGACGGCAAUGGCGGCGGCCGCUGCAGUUCCUUUGGGUUCAAUGGGGAAAUGGUUGAACUCUAUCUGGAGCAAAUGUGAGAGGGAUUUAAAAGGGCAGAGGGAAAUAAUUAUUUCAAUGCAACUUGGGACUUACAUAGUCAUUAAGGACUUGGAUGGUCUGAAGGUGCUUGUGGACAAGUUGCAGAUUGAGAUUGAAGCAUUGAUACAAAAUGCUGUUUUUGCUAUGAGGGAAGAUGAGGCUGUCUUGAUUGGGGUAGCUGAGAUAAAGAAGAAUGUGAAUAAAUUCAUGAAAACCAUUCAGGAUUUGAAUGAUCAUGCUGAUAAGUGCAGCAGGGAUAUAAGGAGAGCCAGAGCAGUGAUUUUGAGGAGGAUUAUCAAUUAUCCUAGUAGCUCUAAUGAGGGAAAUGGUACGUUUUUGUCGUCAUUGACAUGACUGUUUUCUAGACAUUUGUUCAUUACAUUGAACAAUGUAUAAACUUACUGAGAUGCAAAUUGGGUCUGUAUCAUGUUUUCUUUUGUGACCCUUACCAAUAGUUGUCAAAUCAUUAUUAAUAGAUAUUUUCCAGUUUGAACCUGUGGAACUUAUGAUUUUAUUCUUAACUGAGCUUAUAGGCACUGUUUUGAAGUGAUAGGUCACUUGCUGCUGCAUAAUCACUUAGUUCAAUUCAAAUGCUUAACAAUUGAAUGAGAAGGCAAUCCAUUGUUAUUCAUUGUUGGUGGCUCUACAUGAUCUGAAUUCAUGAUUGUUGAUGGGUUUCCCUGCAUUUGAGCUAUGAUUGUCUGAUCUCCUAAUGUGAGUAGGCUCAUUAUAUUCUGCACUUCUUUGUUGUUCAGCAAAAUAAUGUGCUGUAUUUGUAUUCUAGUACCGUAUCUUCAGUAUGAAGGGAAUUGUGCUCCUCUAGGUAUGGUGCGGAAUGUAUCCGUUAUGUGCUGUUGUUAUGUCCAGCAGCGGUUUAUAAACCAGUUUUUUUAAAAAAAAAAAAAUGAAAAAAGAAAAUCAGUGUGGCAAAUUUUGAGAUGAAGAUACAGGUUGUAUUAUAUACAAGAUAGAAGGUAAGCAUUCAAAUAAGAUACGGUCUGCAAGUCCAACCUUAAAUAGCAGGAUAAAGGUUCUUAGACCAACCGUACACUAUGGGUUAACAAUUUAGUUAUUAAGUGCCCUAACAAUUGCCAAAUUUGGUAAAUUUUACUUGAAGAUAAGUACUGGGAAGGAAAAGCAUUAGCACACUUGUGCUGUAUUUCUGCAGUUAAUUUGCUGCAAAUAUCAAAUGUGUAGGUUAUCAUGAUUUGUAGUUUGGAACAGAAUAGACCUUCUAACACUUUUUCAAUUCAGUUCUGGGCUUUAAUGUGCUUGGAUCUCUAUUGAAUUAUUAACUGUAACAAAAAUGUCUAACAUUCCUUAAUGGGGCAAGUUUAGUUGGUCUUGGAUUCAUGUGAUCCAACUGGUGAACUAUUGCGACAUUUUUCUGAAGUUGUCGAUGUAGAUAGCUUUACUGGACUGGGCAGUAAAGCACUGAAUUUAUGACCAAACAAGAGCUUUUCAGUCGAACUUGGAACAAUCGGUCUCAAGAUGGAACUGCAGAUAAGGGUUUUGGUUAUACCAGGAGUGGACUUCCUCAAAGUCCCAUUCUCUUUCGAUAUCAGAUGCCAUGGAGUAGAACUUCUUGGAAGUAGACUGCUCUAGCUGGUUUUUUCAGAUAAGCUAGUAUUGCUUGUUCUGAAAGGAUAAUUCACUGCACUAUUAAGGUAUAUGCAUAUCUCUAUGGAAGUAUUCCAGAAUUAAGAAGAAUGCAAUCUUCCAAAGUAUAAUGACAAGAAAGGUUACUUUGUAUAGUAAUAUUGCUUCAAGCAGGUGAGUCUCUCUGCUCAGUUAACCACACAUCAUAGUUCAUGUGGGUUGGGACUUGGAAAACAAGUUGCCCGUUUAUUAAUGUCUGCUAUAUCAGAAACGUAGUUUUGCUGCUGGAAAGGUUUGUCCCACAUGACUAGUUUCUUUUUUCUCCUUGUAGCUGCAAGUAACACCUCUACAUGUAGGUAUUCGAGUGAAAAGCUUUGCUUGAUGUUUUUGUUCUUACAAUGGAGCCAUACUGAAGUUCCAUAAUUUUUAACUAGCUGUUUCAGGUCCUAUCAAGGUAUCCAGAGAUGGCAACUGCAAAGCAAAAUUACUGCAAAAUAAGCGCCAGCUUUCAAGAACACAUCCACAAGGAACCAAUUGCAUCGAUUAAGAAACAUUGGUCAUCGAUGUUAGUAGAUAAAUCCUGCUUAAACUCUUAAUGAGUAGUAAAUACUAUCCUGGGAUUUUCUGCUUGAAGACUAAAAGAACGGAAAACACAAAAAAAAAAGUUAAAAACUAAACUGAUGCUUCUCUUCUCCAUGCAAGUUCACCUUACCCUGUUCCACGGUUUCACCUUCCCCGCGUUCUGUUCCUGGAGGAAAAGUUACUUCUCUACGGCCGCUGCUCUAUCUCUCUGUCAUAUCUUGAUAGCGCGGGAUAGAAUCUUCGAUCCGGAUACAUUUUAUGGCGCGGCCUCUGCAUAACUCAUCGGAUACUUCUUUGUGAAUUUCCGAUACAUUUUAUCUCCUCCAAGUUGAAGACCAUUACGGAAAUGGAAGGCUGUGAUGAUAAAAGUUAAAAUGCAUCACUAGCCUGAAGAACACUCCGUUGAGACAUGAUUGAUGAAUAUAAAAGUAAAGUUAGUUCUCUUCUCAUACAGUAUGCCAACGCCUUCUUUUUGGGCUACAAAGCCCACGCUUCCAGACCCAAAUUAAGAGUUAAACUUGUUAUAAUCUCAUUAUUAUUAUGGGCCUAAAUUACCUGGUUCCCAUUUUUUAUCACUGUAAAAGUCAAGUGCCUUUUGGUACAAAGUUCUACAGUGUUUUUCAUUUUAUAAUAAUAUGUUGUCUGACGAAAUCUCGUGGUAAUAACAAUAUACGGAGUAUCAUUGCUGACUGACCAAAGGCUACUACAAGGGUGGAGGAAUAAUGUGGAACGGAGUCUGAUCAUAGCUUCAUUGUAAUAUCG
Oldenlandia corymbosa var. corymbosa is the source of this 4256-nucleotide messenger RNA. NCBI's taxonomy places the organism in Eukaryota, Viridiplantae, Streptophyta, Magnoliopsida, Gentianales, Rubiaceae. The record is from the annotation of a GenBank genome assembly.